UCCUCCUCCUCCUCCUCCUCCUCAUCCUCCGCUUCCUUCCGUAGCCAUUUGGGCUCAAGGUCCUCAUGUGCUCCACAGCGCAUAGGUUUCCCAUGCGAGCGACCUUCCAGAUACAAUCAAUCGAGCGAUCUGACUGAUUCAGGGCAGCAUGCCAACGAUUGCUCUGCGAUUGGUUGCCUGUGUUGCCCAGCUGUCGAGAAUGGCCGCUGAUGUAACCUGCUUUGGCGGCAAUGGCAAUUUUAUUCAAGACCAGUAGCCUUUCUGUAAGAAGGUGCACGACGAUGCAUUGAUUUAUUAUGGGCCCAGUGCGGAGGGAAGCUUCCUGAAGCUCGGACUUUACGCUGCUGGGCACAGUGGUUGGAGUGCGUUGGCGUUUGCUGGCAACGGCGGCAUGAAAGGGGCCCAGCAAUUUGUAGUGCGGCAGGAAGGCGGCACUUGGAUAGCCGAGGAGCGCUACUCCACAGACUACGCACCUCCACAAAUGCAGGAAACGCAGGACCUGACAUUGAUCUUCGCCAGCGAGGAGAAAGGCGGAACUGCAUGGGGUUUGCUACUGCCUCGGAUCUCCUGCGGUGCUGGCGACAGGUACCCCGUUGAAGAUGUGAGCCGCUGGAUGCACUGGGCACUGGGUAGCUCCCACAGCUUCGCAUACCACAGCAGUAAGCGUGGCCAGUUUCAUGUCAACUUGCUCUCAGGGCCUUCGACGCUUCCGGAUCUGACCAGCUUGGAGGAAGUGGACGUGCUGAUGCCAGAUGUCGACGUGGUGCUCGGGAAGGGAGGCAAUGAUCCUACGAACCCUUAUAUUUGUGGUAUCUUCGAUCUCGCACAACUUUUGCCAGCUAACAGGAGUGUCUUGGAUCAGCACCACGUCGUCAAGUUUGUGCCGAAGUUAUCCGCGAGCAGCGAACAGUAUGUCCAUCACAUGAUAUUGUAUAGUUGUGACAGUGCUGCCGCUGCCUUAUACGAUAAGUAUGUAUCACACAAUCAGGUGGUCGGUGAUUGCGGAAGCAUGCCGCCAGCUUGCAACGCAUUGAAAUGGGCCUGGGCCGUUGGGAGCGAAGACGUUGUACUCCCUGCAGACGUGGGCAUGCCGUUUGGUCAGAACGUGCGCUGGUUGGCACUGCAGAUGCACUAUCACAACCCGUUGCUGGUCGCAGGCGUCAAGGACAGCAGCGGCGUCAUGAUGAUUUUCAGCGAUUCUCUCCGCACCCACGACGCUGCAGUCUUCGACCUCAACGGGGGCACCAGCCUGGAUCAUCGCAAUCCAUUGCCAGCCGGCCAGGCAGAUAUCACUCUGAGCACCGUUACCGUCCCAGAGCAGUGCACGAACGCUUGGGACGUACCCAGUAUCAACGUGCUGGGUGUGCUUUACCAUGGCCAUCUCGUCGGCAAGAGCUUCGGUAUUGAUAUCACCAGCAGCGCAGACGGAAGCUAUCGUGGGACGCUCCGUCAGGAGAAGAGGUACGAUUUCAACCACCAGAACUUUGAACCGCCCUUGUUGAACACUAAUUCUAGAGGAGACGAGCUAACGUUUACAUGCAAGUAUGAUACGUCCUUGAAAACAGAGCCUACUGAGUUCGGGGAUGCAACGCAAAAUGAGAUGUGCUGGGCUGCCUUCAUGUAUUAUCCUGCUCAGAUGAUGACAGGUGCAAUGAUCGAUAAGGGGAGCGUCCUAACAACCCUUAUGGGGAAAAACAGUAUACGAUGUGCGGGGGUGGGCCAGCUGUCGUAUACAGCGCCAGUGGUGGCUCCGCCUGCGUGCAUGCAACUGGGCGAUUUGAGUUCAGUUCGCGCCAGCAGUAUUUUAAGCACCAUGACGGCCGACCUCCCGGCGACCUGGAUUCCAAGUACAACAACGACCACGACGACGACGACGACACCAGAUUUGUUGCCCAGUAGCACCAUGACGGCCGACCCCUCGGCUACCUGGAUUUCAAAAUAUACAACGACCACGACGAUGAGGAAGACACCAGACUUGCGGGCCAGUUUAACGUCGUCACCAGCUCCGACGUGCUCAUGCGUACUUUCUGUGAUCGGCGCGUUUGUUCUGCAUGGCCUUCUACAUGCAUCCACAAUGUAGUUUGCCAUUUGCCGGUAGACGUUAGCCGCUGUGAAUUGUAGCAUUCCUGACUUGGUGCUUGUUCUCGCAGAACGGACCGCAGACGCCCCAACGGUGUUCCAACGAGCUCCCCAGCAGUGCUUACACUUAUGGCGGUCCGCGAUAGCUACGGAGCCCUGUAGGGGCGACGUGCUGGACAGGACCUCCGACUGCUGGCUCAUGGACUUCGAGCUCCGCGUCGAGGUCCUCUACUGACAAAUGCUUUCGUUUUCCUCGUGCGCAGUCGUGGUCGUGCAGACCCGUCUGCGUGUUGGUCUGGUGUGCAGGCAGCCGGAUAGCCGCUGCUGAUUUUCUUGCGACGCACGGACCGCGCACCGCUCGUCGUUUUCAGCGAGCGUUUUCCUGCGAUCCACGUCUGGGCAGCAGCGCAUCCUUAUUGUGGGCGUCCGUUCGUCUCGUGCUCGGCAGGUUCUUUUCCAUUUGAUCUGGGCGAACCCACAAUCACUCGAUCUGGCUGCAUGAGCGUUGCGCGACCGCGACGCACCAUCUCCGUGCGAAGCAGUGUGCGUGCGCGGCUCAUCCGUGCUCUGAGGCUGGACCUUGGCCUCGAGGCGGACAGGAUCAAAACCAUAACUUUUCUCCCUCUCCCUUCAACCUGUCCCCUCCUCAAGUGUGAACGCUGCUGUAUCUUUCAAAAACCGUUGCCUGCUGAAGUUGCAGCACUGUUCAAUCAUUCGAUCUUGCUGCAUGAGCGUUGCGCGACCGCGACGCACCAUCUCCGUGCGAAGUAGUGUGCGUGCGCGGCUCAUCCGUGCUCUGAGGCUGGACCUUGGCCUCGAGGCGGACAGGAUCAACAUCAACGAUUAUCCCGGCAAAGCAGCCUAACAGCGAUGUGUAGGAGCAUACCUGGAAGCAUUCCCCUUAAGAUUCAGAUGAGAAUCCAGUUGUAGAAUUCUGCUGUUCUCGCAGUCGUAGUCGCAUUCGCGAUGACAGUUGCAGUGGCAACGGCAGUCGCAG
Molecule: messenger RNA, 3076 nt
Organism: Prorocentrum cordatum
Lineage: Eukaryota; Dinophyceae; Prorocentrales; Prorocentraceae
Source: the annotation of a GenBank genome assembly